Messenger RNA from Sardina pilchardus (European sardine), 2055 nucleotides. RefSeq names its product pleckstrin homology domain containing, family J member 1 (gene plekhj1). The record is from RefSeq and is a predicted model, not a curated record. The transcript is spliced from 6 exons. Lineage: Eukaryota; Metazoa; Chordata; Actinopteri; Clupeiformes; Clupeidae. Gene Ontology annotation, cellular component: trans-Golgi network; recycling endosome; early endosome. The coding region runs from base 380 to 850 and encodes 156 amino acids. Gene Ontology annotation, biological process: endosome organization; retrograde transport, endosome to Golgi; receptor recycling.
GAGUGCAGCGAGUCUCAAGGAAGGAAGGUAGCAGAUAGUUAACGUUGGCUCUCCUCGUUUAUUGAACACUUACUGCCAUGGACGUCAUAUUCAACUCGGAGAUGAGUUUUCUUUAGCUGGUUCGGUAAAUAACAUUUCCUUAAAAAUAAAAUACGAUAAUUUGAGAGAAGACUUGCUAAGCAGCUAGCAAGGGCAUCGUAGUAACUAGGAAAUCGAUUGCCUGCUGGACAGGACAGCUAUAGUUGCAUUUGUCCAUGUGAAGAUCAAAUAUGUUCAUACGGGGACACUCGCGCUACGUUUGCUUAAACAUCUGAUAAAGAAAUGGAUGCCUUUAUGUAGUUAGAGAACGAUUAAGUUAACUUGACCAUUGUCUGUCGCAAUGCGUUUCAACGAGAAGGAGCUUGUCUCUCUGAGCCGUCAACCCUCUGAGCGGGCAGCGGAGCUUGGAAUGAGGGGACCGAAGAAAGGAGACGUCGUUAAGAAGAGACUGGUGAAACUGAUUGUGAAUUUCCUGUUUUACUUUCGCACCGACGAGGAGGAGCCUCUCGGAGCUCUCUUGUUGGAACAGUGUCGGGUAGAGAGAGAGGAUGAUCUAGCCUUUUCCAUAGCUUUUCUGGACGAAGCUGAGAGAAAAUAUCUGUUUGAGUGCGACUCCCAGGAACAGUGCCUUGAUUGGAUAGACUCCAUCAUUAAAGCCAGCUACGAGUUCAUGCGCAAGAACUUGAUCUUCUACCGCACUGAGAUCCAUCGACUCACAGGCAAGGAUCCUUUGGAGCAGUAUGGGAUAUCUGACGAGACUCGCUUCCAGGUGAACAGUGGCCUUCCUCCUCUGCCUGCUCCUCCCACUUAAACACCAUCUGACCCAUUCCCAGUCUCCAUAAACCACUUAAAUACACAAAGACAAUGCUGUUCAACCUCAAAUCGAAAGCCUAUUAUAGCCACCCAGCACCAUUAUUGGUAGCCCUGCCCUUUCUGUGGUGAUACCAGGUGAUGCCAUAGCCAUUGCCUUUCUGUAUUCAGCUAAUAACACCCAUCUCUUCUGGGGUCAGAGGUGUUUCAGGCAGCUUUCAUGAGAGGUAGCUUCUUAUGAUAUCCCAGAAAUGCGUAGAUAUAGGUCAUUAUCUUUGCACAAUUGGGUCAGGUUUUUUGGGGGUCAGUUUUUUGUUCUCUUUUUUUUGGUGGGCUUUUUUUUUUUUGGUGUUCCCUUGUCAUGAAAAUGACACUGGGAUGGGAUAUAGGGUUGUCUGGUUUUGAUGCCAUGUCUUUCACAGUGUAGGUACCAGCUGUGUCUGAGCCAGUUAUUUCACUGUCUUAAGUGGCUGUAGGGGGACAGACAUUGUUCUGACUAUCUGGGUUACACUUAUUUGUUCGUUUCAUCUCUCUUUUUUUACACUGCUGCUGUGUAGAAAAUCUGUGUCAGAUUUUAUGUUCACUGAAUUUCAUUUGUGCCUUUUUUUAAAGGGCACAGCUGCCUUCGUUGUGCGUUUUUGUAUCCAAAUUCUUUUGUUAGGUACAUAAGCAAAGUAGUUAGGCAUCAAAUCAUUCACGCAAUCAUUUUGCACAUUUCCAACUUUGUCUUUGUUUGUACUUUGUCUGUUUGUGUUUUAUGGUAGAUAGGAGUUUGAUCACAUCAGUACUUAAAUGAGCAAUUUGUAUUAGAAAAAGAAAAUAACUUCAAAGAUGGUCAGUAAAAUAGUAGUGUAAUUUAAUGCUGUUCUCCAAGCUCUCUGGAGGCACAAAAAUUUUUCAAAACCUACUUACUGUAUUUUUACGUGACAAAUGCUCUGUAUUGAAUACUACAGGACAAGGACCAUGUCAUAUAAUCUCACUUAAAAACAGCAAGAGUGUUGUCAACAGACAAGAACAUUCAAGUUAGCUCAGUUGUCUGAAAGUGAAUAUUUUAUUUGUUGCGAAUUACCUUACCUACCUUAGGUAGCUGACAUUUCAAGAUAAAGUCUCAACAUUGUAUCACUUUUUUACAAUACACAUUUGAGUUGGGCUAACAUAACUCAUAACAAUCAUCUAUUUUUUUAUAAUAAAGGUUUCCUUAAUUUA